CUCUGUUCCACUGUUACGCGCGCACACACUGGUCAGAAGUGGUCAGCCAUGCAGGUGUUACGGCAGCCGAGUCCUACCUGUCUCCUUCUUUGUCUCCUCCUUUGUGUCCUGGCUUUCCUCGUCACCUGUACAGAAGUCAAAUCAGUAAUAAGAAGCGUCACGCUGUCCGUGGACCCCGCGGCGGACGUGGAGCGCGGCGCCAACCUGACGCUCACCUGCGCCGUCGACGCCGCCCACUCCGGCGGCGUCAUGCCGGCCUACCAGUACAGCUUCUUCAAAGACUACGAAAAGCGCGAACUGGCACGCCCGCAGCCGACCGACAACGUCGGGCGCGUGGUCUACUCCAUCCCCAGCGCGCGCGCCAUUCACUCGGGCAAGUACCAGUGCAAGGUCGUGAUCGACGGACAGAACUGGGUGAGCAACUUCAGGGACGUCGUAGUCAGAGGGCUGCAGGCGCCAGUGCUGACCGUGGACAAGACGGCGGUGCGGGAGGGCGAGACUGUGAGCAUCACGUGCAGGGCGGACGGGGAGAUGGGCAAGCUGACGUUCUCCAUCAAAGACGGCUCCGACGAGGUCCACCGGAAGGAGACCGACAGCGGCCACAUGCAAGAGAUCAUUCCCCUCCGCUCGGCAAGGACUGCGUCACUGACCUGCUCCUAUUUCCUCGCCAUAGGAACCAAAACCUUGCAGUCAAAUGUCAGCAAUGUGCUCAGUGUUGCUGUGCACGAGCUUGACAUCACACCCUCUGUCACGGUGCACCCACAGACAGGGGUGAUUGAAGGAGACACCGUGAACAUCACAUGUAGUGUGAACCCGCACUACCAGGACCUGUCUUCACUCUCUCUGAACCUCAUGAAAGGGCCAAAGAUCCUGGACAUGAAAAACGCCACGUACAGCAAGUGCGUCCUGGCAAGCGACUCUGGGGAGUAUGAAUGCAGUGCCGAGUUGGAUGGCGUGAGAAAAUCCGGUUCUGUGAAUCUUACAGUCAGAGAGCUGUUCUCCCAGCCAACGGUGACUGUAACUCCCACCGAUGUGUUUGAGGGUCAGGACUUCACCGUCCACUGCAGAAGCUUAGACUUCGCAUCAGAGAGAAUCCGUCGCGAUGACGUGAAGUACUCGAUCUUAAGGAACGAGGACAAUGUGACGCUCGGCCGGUUUGAUGGCACGUACAGGGCGAUGGCGGGAACCAAGACCAAUGGGAAUUACACGUGUAGCGCUCAAGUGCGCACCAUCGUCAAACGGAGCACCUCGGUGUCCUUUGAAGCCAAAGUGCUCGUCUCCAGGCCUGUGAUCACGGUGGACGAGCGGGUGGUCCUGGGUCGCCCCUUCAAUAUUUACUGCUAUUCAGAGAACGGGAGCUUGCCCAUUAACUACACCCUGAUUUGGAAGCGCACCGUCUUGAAUCAUAGCAUUUUGACGCACACCAGACAACAGGCCCAGUUCACUGCCACAGUCCACUCAGAGGCUGACGUCCACAGCCUCGCGUGCGGGGCCCAGAACUAUGACCGCAAGCAGCCUCUGAUGAGUAGCACUCUCAAGGCAUCGGUUACGGUUCCCGCGCAGAAGGCGUUCCUCACCGUCGUCCCGACACCCGAGGACAUCGUUGAGGGCCACGACAUCUACCUCAUAUGCAGCAUCAUGAGGGGCACACCACCAUUCACCAUCAAAUGGUACCGCCAGGAUGACAGGGGUCUGCUGUACACCAACACCGUGUCGACCAACUCCUCGUCCCACACCCUUGUGGGCGUGCACAAUGAAAACAGCGGCACGUACUACUGUGAUGUCCAAAACUACGGCAGUGACAGGGCCUUGAGCAACAAAGUAAGCUUCACAGUGAACAUGGCCAGGUGGAAGAAAGCCCUAAUCAUCGGCGCUUGCCUGCUGGCUUUAGCAGUGGUGGUGGUGGUGGUGUUGAUUCGCUACAGGGCUAAGCGAGCUCGCGUGAGCAGCGGCAGCAAAGCAGGCAUGUGGAGCAAGAGGCCUCCAGGUCCAGCACACUGCAGUGAGGUAGGAGAUAUGGAGGAACCAGAGGAGUCUAACGUGGAGUAUGCAGAAGUGAUGCAUUCAAAUGCAGUGAACCCCACACUCGUUCCAUUGAAGAAAGGAACAGACACGGUAUACAGUGAGGUUCAGACCUCUUCUCAAGGGUUUGUGUAUUGAGUAGGAGAGCUCCCCUUAAUUCCAUGUGACGACAAAGCAGUACAACUCAGCUUCGUUCAUCCCUCUGUUCUGUGCAUCUGAAAGCCUCGUGUCUACAGUAUAAAAUGUGCUUGUUGAAAUGGGUAAACUGGAAAAAAAAAAAAAAAAACUUACUGGACAAAUGUUUUUUUUGUUGUUGUUUUGUUUAUCAGCCAUAACAUUGCAUUAGUUAAUUCAAAGUAGUUAGAAUUUUUUUGUUUUUUCGUACAGAAACCAUGUGAGUAUACAACUACUCACCUUUAGCAGGUAGCUUCUUUUAUAUGUUAUUUGAUUAAGUAGGUACGGUGGACUAUGAGGGUCAUAUUAUCAUUUUGAUAUAGUAGUGGAAGCCGUGCAUUAGGGUACUCUGCAAUUCCAAAAUAAGGGAUAUUCCAGUGUUUUUAAAGAGCAGUUGGUGAUGGUCCAGGGAUAAAUGCUGGGAUAGUACUUUCUGCCAGUUGUUACUGGACAGUGAUCCUAUGCUAUCUUAUUAUUCCCCAAACCCAUUUCUUUCCCAGUGUGGCUGCUGGUAAUUUUGCACUGAAAUGUGUGUUCGUACUUCUUAAACUGCUUUCUUUGUUUGCCAUUUUUACAAAAUAAACAA
Messenger RNA from Electrophorus electricus (electric eel), 2782 nucleotides. RefSeq names its product platelet and endothelial cell adhesion molecule 1b (gene pecam1b). Gene Ontology annotation, cellular component: external side of plasma membrane. Gene Ontology annotation, biological process: immune response; cell surface receptor signaling pathway. Gene Ontology annotation, molecular function: transmembrane signaling receptor activity. Lineage: Eukaryota; Metazoa; Chordata; Actinopteri; Gymnotiformes; Gymnotidae. The record is from RefSeq and is a predicted model, not a curated record.